AUGAGUAAACUUGGUGAUGAAUUCAUAUCAACUUCUAGUGAGGUAUGUUCACCAAUUCAAUUGAUUACAGAUUAUGAAGAAAAAUUACCAUUCAGUCAUAUAAAUAAUUUCACAAGUGCACCACAACAUGGGUGGUUUGCUGCAUCUGGUAAAGAUAAAAUCAUUCUAGGUUCAAUUAAAGAUUUAAAACAAGAUGUAAUUAAUGAAGAAUCUAAAUAUAAUACAAAUCGUCAUGAAAUUGAAUUUCAAAAUGUUAUAAGCACUUCUUUCACAAAAGAUGAAAAACAAUUCAUUGUUAUAACUCCACAAGCUGUUCAUUAUGCCCCUAUAUCAGAUUAUAAAUCAUUGAGUUCUAACGAUUUUAAAUCAAUAGAUAUUGGAACUUCAUCAAUUGAUCUAGCUAUAGUAUCACCACUAAAUAGCUCAUUAGUUGCCAUACUAGGAACUGAUGGUGAAUUAUCAAUACUUGAUAUCACAACAGGAUCAAAAAAUGUUAUUUUUAGAGAAGUUGUUUAUUUUAGUUGGUCACCAAAGGGUAAACAAAUUGCUAUUGCCACAAAAGAUGGAUUCAUUAAACAAAUAACUACAAGCGGUGAAGUCAAACUUACAAUUGAUAGACCUGAAGACUUGAAGGAAGAUGGUAUAUUACCAAUUUCGUUACAAUGGAUUGCUCCUUUCAGAUUUUUAGUUAUAUUUGGUGAAAUUCCAAAUGAAGAUGAAGAAGAUCCUUCAUAUGAGUUCAAAGCUUUUGUAUUAACACAUGAAAAAUCAACAGGUGAAACAUCAUUUGAAGAGAAUUUUGAUUUAAUUCCAGCUUUUGGGUCAAUUUUAAGAAAACCUACAAUUUAUUCAUCAUCAUUCCAUAAUUUAUCUGGCUCAAUGAAUUUAUUAACAAUUGUCGCUUCAUCAACCUCUGUGGAAAUCUCUGCUCUACUGUAUUCAGAAGUGAUAUUACCAGAAAGUGAUGCUGCAAGAGCUGCUUUACCAAUUGAUGAUAAUACAGGUAACGAUAUCAAUGCAAUUGGUUUAAUUACAGAUAUUAGUGACACUGGUAGAAUUGAAGAGCCAUGUCAAGGUGUUUCAGAAGCUAAUUGGCUUCCAGCUGUUUGGGUUUUAGGUAAUGACGGUAAAGUUCAAGGUUGGUAUAUUUACCACGUUCAUGAUUUGAAAAAUGGUACUUUUAAACAAGAUGGUGUCAAAGACUAUGAAGAUUCAUUAUAUAAAACUGCAUUAGAUGGCAUUCCUGCUUCUUCAACUGUACCAAGUACAGCUUCCACACAUACAGAAACUAAGCCAUCAGGAUUUGGCUCAUCUCAACCACAAUCUACAUCUCCAUUUGCUAGUUUCAAUAGUGGUAAUACAUCUACAACUACAGAUAAUAAAUCACCAUUUGCAUCAUUUAACCAACCACAAUCAGAUAAUAAAUCACUAUUUGGUACUUCAGGGGUUGGUCAAACUACUACAGAUAAUAAAUCACCGUUUGGUACUUCAGGUUUAGGUCAAACCGCUACAGAUAAUAAAUCACCAUUUGCUUCAUUUGGGAAUAAUGACCAAAAAGAUGAUAAACCAGCAUUUGGAUCUUCAGGAUUUGGACAAUCAAAAUCAGCAUUCGGAUCUAGUGGAUUUGGGUCUUCAGGAUUUGGUCAAACUUCAACUGAUAGCAAGCCAGCAUUUGGAUCAUCAAGCUUUGGUCAAACGACUUCAGAAAAUAAACCAGCAUUUGGAUCUACUGGAUUUGGAUCAAGCUCAUUUGGUCAAUCAACAGCAAACAAACCAGCAUUUGGAUCCAGUGGAUUUGGACAAAGCUCAUUUGGUAAGUCAUCAACAGAUGGCAAACCAUCAUUCGGAUCAAGUGGUUUUGGAUCGUCCUCUUUUGGAUCAUCAGCAACUGAUAACAAACCAGCAUUUGGCUCUUCAUCCUUUGGAUCAUCCACAUUUGGUCAAUCUAAUACCAAUGCUCAAUCACCAUUUGGUGCUUUAGGUUCUGGUCAAACAUCUAAUCCUGCUUUUGGAUCAUCAACUUUUGGUCAAAACAGCGGUAACUCUCAAUCACCAUUUGGUGAUUUAGGAGCCAGUCAAACAUCUAAGGAUGAAAAACCAGCUUUUGGAUCAACAACAUUUGGACAAUCGUCUACUGCCAAUAAAUCAGCAUUUGGAUCAUCAACUUCAGGCCAAUCUUCUGCUGAUAGUAAGGAAUCAUCGUCUGGAUCAUCAUUAUUUGGCCAAACACCUUCUAAAAAUCCUAAUCCUGCACCAUUUGCAUCACCUGCCUCAGGAACUGCUGGAUUUGGUAAAAGUCCAGAUAAACCAGCCGCUAAACCAGCCUUUGGAUCACCAUUCACCACCGUUAGUUCUAAACCAGCAUUUGGCGGUAAAAUUGAAGAUUCACCAUUUGGUAAGAAGUUGAGUGAUGAUGAAUCACCGUUUGCAAAGUUUGGUACAAACAAAACUGAAACAAAAUCCCCAUUUGAUAGCGCACAACCUUUUGGAACAAAUGAAACUUCAUCUAUAUUUAGCAAAGCUUCCAAAGAAACUGCUCAAUCAUCACUAAAUGAAAGUCAAAAAGAUACAAAACAAGAUAAGUCAUCUUUAAAUACACUAUCAGGAGAUCUUGGUGGAUCUUUGUUUGGUAGUGAAUCACAAUCAUCAGCACCUAAAACCAAAGUUCCAGGGUUAUCAGAUUCAGAAGACGACGAUAGUGAAGAUUCAGAAUUAGAAGAAUCAAAAAUUGAAGAUUCAGAUGAUGAAAGUGACAAACCUAUUAAUCAACCUACAACAUCAAAAGGCCCAACUAGUUUUGGUGGCUCUACUGGACCAACAUCAUUCGGAUCCACAGGACCAACCUCAUUUGGAUCAACCACAUUUGGAUCUACAGGUUUUGGCUCAACAGCAUUUGGCUCAUCUGGAUUCAAAUUUGGCCAACAACCUCAAAAACCAACAUCAAAUAAAUCUGAAGACAAAGUUGAAAAACCAGUGUUCGGUGGGUUUGGACAAUUUGCUUCACAAAAUAAACUAGAAGAUUUGAGUAAACAAAAGAACGUCUUUGAAAAAGAAACAUCAUCUACUGAAAAGAAGGAAACUGAAGUUCUACCACCACAAGAUUCAAAAGCUGAAGAAGAGACACCAGAAGAAGUAAAAAGUGAAGAAAAUGGUGAAGAAGAAGAUGAUGAUGCCGAAGCAGAAGACUCAGAAGCACCAGAAACCACUUAUGAUGAAGGAUAUACAGAAGGUGCUACAGAAGAUCAAUUCCAUAAAUUUGACGAUGAAGAAGAAGAAGAAGAUGAUGAUGAUGACGAAGAUGAAGAAGAAGAAGAUGACGAAGACGAAGAAGAUACUACUCAACAACAAGAUGACACUAGAGAUUUUGAAUCAGAAGAUAACAAUGAAAGUGAAGAUCUUUCUGCUGAUGAGCUAGGUGAUGAGAUUGACAAGAAUUUGAACAUUGAUGAAGAAGAUGAAGAAACUAAGAACGAUGAAGAACAUGACGAUCAUGAAUUUGAAAAUGUCAGAGAAGAAGAUACUAGAGACUCAUCAUCAUUAGAUUCAUACAAAGACAAAGAAGAUGAAGUUCUUUAUAAAGAAGCACAAUCUCAGAAAGAUCAAGAGGAAACCAUCAAUACAUCAUCACAAGAAAAGGCAGUUCAAUCAGAAAGACCUCCAUAUGUACAUAAAUCAGUUAGUGCUGAAGUUGUUACAAAAGAAAUCGGUGUAUCUGCUACAGUUGAAACUUCAGAAAUUGAUGUACAAACUGACGAUGUUAAAUUUGAAUCAAUUGCAUUACAAUCAUUUGAGGAUGAUGAAAUUUAUUUCGGCUCUCAUUUCAUUCCAUCUGAAGUACCAAAUUAUGAACGUUUAUUAUCAGUCAAAUAUCCAACUUUAAGUCAAGAUCCAAUCUUUAGACAACUGGAAAAGAUUUAUUAUGAUACUCAAGCUGAAAUUUCAAUAAUUGAAAGUAAUUGUACGAAUCUUGGGAAAUUUUUAGAUGAUCAUUUAAAAUCAGAUUUGGUCAAUACAGAGGCAUCAUUAUCACAACCACAUCAUUGGAGAUUAUCAGAAGCUGCUAAUUUAAGUAAAAUCAUAAGUAAAUAUGGUCAAGAUGCUUCAAAGACAAAAGAAUCAAUUAUAGCUGAAGAAAAACAAAUCAAAUUAGUUCAAGAUAAACUUGAUUUAUUAGAAAAACAAAGCAUAAGAGUCAGAGAAAAAGUUUUAUCAUUAACAAAAUUAUCAGAUAAAGCUGUUUUAAAUGCUCGUGAUUUACCAAUUGAUGUUUUAAUAUUACAAGAUAAAAUUAGAAAAAACCAUGCACAAGUAUUACAAGAUUUAAGAGCAAGUGAAUCUAAAAUUUUAUCUUUGAAAACUUCAACAAAUGUUUUCUAUAAUGAACCACCAACACCAGAUGCAUUACAAUCUAUUAUUAAUCACAUUAAUUCAAUAACAAGAGAUUAUUCUAAAGAAACUAGAGAAUUAACUGAACAAAUUGCAAAUUUGAAUAUUAAUCAUGCAAAAAUACUUGAAAAAUUACAUGAUGGUAAAGAUGAAUCAUUUAAACAAGAUAUUUUGGGAAAUAAAGGUUUAACAAAACUUAGAAUUGAAGAUUUGAAUAAAAAAAUGGAAGCUAAACAAGCAUUAGGUGAAGCUUUACAAUCUAGACCUGUUAAAACUGUUGUGGUAAACUUAUAA
Molecule: messenger RNA, 4680 nt
Organism: Hansenula ciferrii
Lineage: Eukaryota; Fungi; Ascomycota; Saccharomycetes; Phaffomycetales; Wickerhamomycetaceae
Gene: NUP159
Product: FG-nucleoporin NUP159
Exons: 2
Coding region: 1-4680 (1559 amino acids)
Molecular function (GO): protein binding
Source: RefSeq, a predicted model, not a curated record